This is a messenger RNA of Nerophis ophidion (straightnose pipefish), 3053 nucleotides long. Its product is annotated as gastrula zinc finger protein XlCGF57.1-like. Gene Ontology annotation, cellular component: nucleus. NCBI's taxonomy places the organism in Eukaryota, Metazoa, Chordata, Actinopteri, Syngnathiformes, Syngnathidae. Bases 43 to 1164 code for a protein of 373 amino acids. The record is from RefSeq and is a predicted model, not a curated record. The transcript has 2 exons.
GUUCACCACUGUGUUACAUCACCUUUUCUUUUAACAACACUCAUGGUUCUCGAGCUGGAAGAAUCCUCAGAUCCUACAGUGAGGAAUGCACAGGUACCAAUCCGAACAGGCCGGAAGUGGCAAGCAGGGCCAGAGGUUGCCAAAGCCAUUGGCAGGCUCCAACACCAGGAGAUAGUUGGCAGGGUGCAAGUAGGAAGAGCGGGGCUUGGCUGGGGAGAUUCUCCACGCCUUUGGUCCAAGGCCACAAAGAGGGAACGCAGAGCCAUGGUUGUGGAGGAGGUCUCAAGGGCGAACCAGGAGCAAUAUACCAUCAAGGCCGUGUCUCAAGGUCGCCAAGGAAGAUGGACCACUUGGGAAGGUACCCUUAGCAGACCCAUCAGCUGGGCCGACCUAUGGAAGAUGCCCCAAGCCAGACUCAGCUUCCUACUCAGGGCAACUUAUGACACCUUGCCAUGCCCCAGAAACCUCCACCAGUGGUACGGCCAGGAGGAGAGCUGUCCCCUGUGUGGUGCUCCCAAUGCCAGCCUGCAGCACUUGCUAUCAAGCUGCAAGAUCGGGCUGACACAGGGUCGCUUCAGAUGGCGACAUGAUCAAGUCCUGAUGAAACUGGCAGAAAUCCUGGAGAGCAGUAGACGAGAGGCCAACAGCCAACCCAUAGCCAAACAACAUUCUGUCAUGUUUGUGAGGCCAGGGGAAGGCAAAGGAGACACCAGCCGAAGAGGCCCCCGCAGUGUCCUCUCUCUGGCAAGGGACUGGAGUAUGAGGGCUGACAUUGGCAAACAGCUCCAAUUCCCCCGUGAGAUCACCACCACUUCACUCCGCCCAGACAUUGUGCUGUGGUCUGCUGUUACCAAGUCUGCCAUGCUGGUUGAGCUUACCAUCCCCUGGGAGGAGGGAAUCCAGGCAGCAUACGAGCGCAAAGCAGCCAAGUAUGCAGAUCUGGCUGCUGAGUGCAGAGAGGCAGGCUGGUCCACUACCAUCUACCCUGUGGAAGUAGGCUGUCGGGGCUUCGUCGGUACAUCAACCAUAAGGCUGCUCCGAGAUGUGGGAUUGACUGGGGCUAAGCUCCGAAGGGAAACAAAGGCCCUUGCUGAGGAAGCAGAAAAGGGAAGUUUCUGGUUGUGGCUGAGGAGGAGAGAUAAGUACUGGGGGUCGAGGCAAUAAGAUGGGUCAGCUGCAGGGGGUGGCAGGGAGACGUCCCUGCCACCGCUCCGCCACCAGGAGGCGUUCCGGGGUUAAAGAGAGCGAAACUCCUAUGAGCGGUGGUCCCCGGCUGAUGACCCUGCAGCUGACCCAAGGCGCUGUAGGAGGCGCGUCAGGCAUACUUGCCCAGCAGAAACAACACCAUAUCUGUACAAUCAAUCUGCUUUGCAAAAAAUAUUUUUAACCCAAAUACGUGAAAUUAGAUAAUCUCCCACGGCACAGCAGACUGUAUCUCACGGCACAGUGGUUGAAAAACACUCGUGUAAGUAAUAUAGAUGCUGCCGUGUGUGUCUUUCUCUCUCCGUCACUCUCAUCAUCUUUCCCCUCAAGAUCUCCAACGCUGCUGAUAAAGGGAACAGGUGAUUGGAUCACUCGCUCCAGCUGAGGUAUCUGCUCACCUGUAUGCUGCUUCCUGGCCGGCCCCUGCACACGCCCCGCCCGCAGGGAACGCGUAGGCCACGCCCCUCUCCACAACGUCCAGCAGGUGUCAGCAGAGAGUCAUGAAGAGAUUCCCUCCAAGCAGCAGGAGUGGAGCUCCAGUGUGGGACAGAAGGAGCUACAGGCCCCCUCCCACAUUAAAGAGGAAGAGGAGGAACUGUCGAAGCAGCUUCAAAGGGUGGAGGAGGCUAAUGAUGAAGAUGAAGCUCAGUCCUUACAGCUUCAUCACAGUCAAAGUGAGGAGAACAGAGGGGCGGAGCUUGUAAGUCAACACAUCACAGAAGCUGAUGGAGAGCAUUGUGAAGAUAUAAAGUCAGAACCAGACAGCAUCUUUGCUCCACUGUCAGACAUGGACCACAUGAUGUCACACUCUUCUGAUCACAGUGACCACAUCCAAAAACCUUUGGAGAGUAAAAAUGACUCCAAAGGUGAUACGAGACAUCACACUAACAACAAACACUUUGACUGCUCUCAAUGUGGGAAAUCAUUUAAAAGAAAGACUGAUUUUACAAGACACAAGAGAAUACAUACUGGAGAGAAACCUUUUACUUGCUCUGUUUGUAAAAAAAGUUUCUCCACAAAGCAACACAUGACCACACACAUGAGAACACACACUGGAGAGAAACAUUUUACUUGCUCUGUUUGUAAGAAGAGUUUCUCCAUUAAGUCUGCCAUGACCAGACACAUGAGAACACACACUGGAGAGAAACCUUUUCCUUGCUCUGUUUGUAAGAAGAGUUUCUCCAGAAAGCAACACAUGACCACCCACAUGAGAAGACACACUGGGGAGAAACCUUUUCCAUGCUCAGUGUGUCCCAAAAGAUUCUCCAUAAAUGAGCAAAUGAAAAGACACAUGAGAACACACACUGGAGAGAAACCUUUUACUUGCUCUCUUUGUAAGAAGAGGUUUUCCAGAAAGCUUAACAUGUCCACGCACAUGAGAACACAUACUGGAGAGAAACCAUUUACUUGCCCUGUUUGUAAGAAGAGUUUCUCCACAAAGCUUGUCAUGACCAGACACAUGAGAACACACACUGGAGAGAAACCGUUUAGUUGCACUGUGUGCGAUAAAACAUUCAGGGUUAAGUAUCAGGUCAGUAAACACAAGUGUGUAACAGUCAUGGAAGCUGCAGGGAUUUAAAAACACUUAAACAGUGAUUGUGCUAAAUGUACUUUAAAACACAGCAUGUUUAAUAUGAAUGAAUAUUUGAUGUUGUAUGUAGUGCUUCUCAUCUUCUACUGUUAUUCUAUGUUGUUCUGGAAUUACUUUUAAGUUGUGUGCAUUUAUUGAAUAUCAUGUAUGUAGCUACUAUUUUAUUUCAUUUUCUCAUUGUUAAAGAGAGAACUUCUUAUUAUUUACAGUUGUUUUUUGUUCACACAUUUUCUUCCAUUGCAUUUUUAUUGAUGUUAUU